Messenger RNA from Ruditapes philippinarum (Manila clam), 951 nucleotides. RefSeq lists its product as uncharacterized. NCBI's taxonomy places the organism in Eukaryota, Metazoa, Mollusca, Bivalvia, Venerida, Veneridae. Gene Ontology annotation, molecular function: transcription coactivator activity; DNA binding. The coding region runs from base 336 to 836 and encodes 166 amino acids. The transcript has a single exon. The record is from RefSeq and is a predicted model, not a curated record. Gene Ontology annotation, biological process: positive regulation of transcription initiation by RNA polymerase II.
ACGGCCGUGUUGACAAUAUUACAUAAUACGUCAUUAAUCUUAAAGGUAUUACAUUAUUGCCCUUAUUAAAGAUUAAGGAGUAUGCAGUGUCCUGACAGUUUUACAGAAUUCAAUUGACAAUAUUACAUCAUGUAUGUGACAUGUCAUAUCAAAAAUAUUACGAUUAGGUGUGGUUAUACUGAACAGAUUAAACAUUUGGAUGCAUUAAGUAAAAGGUCGUUUAUUUCCUUUUUACUUCCGUUUCCUGGUAAUUCAUAUUUAAAUGCUUAGGAAGAGCUAAUAAUUACAGUUCACUUUCAACCUGCUCAGUGUUUGUAUCACACUUUGGUGAAAUAAUGAACUCUAGUAACCGAUGUAAAUUGCAUGUGUUUUGCGAUGUUUAUGUGACUAUAAGUGACUACAAAAAUAUCACAUACGUACAUAUGAGGUACUACGACGGAAAAUACCCCACGAAAAAGGGUGUUGCUAUGCCACUAUUACGUUGGAAAACAUUGGUGCAACUGAUACCGAAAAUACAGGAAAAUCGCAAUGCCGAUCAAUCUGCUUUUGAACAUUUAGGAGGUAAUUGUUAUAUUAGCAUUACGGAUGAUAUACCUGGUAUCGACAUAAGAGACUUCUGGAUGCCCGAGGGAGAAUUGAAAAUUAAAGCAACAAAACGGGGAGUGCAUUUUAGUCAAGAGGAUUUUGAUAAACUUGUUGAUCUGAUCCCACGCAUUAACGGUUAUAUACCCGAGUUUGAUGAAAUCAAAUUGUAUGUCGAGAAUGACGACCAUCAAAACCAGCAGGGAGCCCUACGAUGUAAAGAAUGUAAUCCGAACGAAUAUCACAUGUGGUGAAUACACAGAGACACUUUAUAUUAACAUAUCAUAAGAACUUUGUAAUAUAAGUGAUUAUAUUUUGUUUUAUUGUUAAACGAUAAAUGUAAAAAAUGAAAUAAAUAUACGAAAUGUC